This is a messenger RNA of Physcomitrium patens, 4571 nucleotides long. Lineage: Eukaryota; Viridiplantae; Streptophyta; Bryopsida; Funariales; Funariaceae. The record is from RefSeq and is a predicted model, not a curated record.
UGCAUUUUAGGGGGGGAAACGAGGUUGAAAGCGGAGUUUAGUACGGGGUUUUGAUUGGGAUUUGCAAUCAGUGUGUCAAUUACCGGAAGAUAAGAUUUAGGGUUCUGGUUUGGUAGUUGAGAAUUCUUCGUGGAAGUGAUAAUGGGCUUUGGAAACUUCGAGAAUGCCAUAGCAAUUGGCGAAUUGUAAAGCGUUUCAAUUUUUUUUUACUGUUUCAAUGUGUUUUGGAGGGAUGUAUGAGCUGAGGUUUUUGAGUUGGAGGUGCGGAUUGACUCGAGAAACAGACUUAAAGUGGACGAAGCUCGGAAAUUGUCCUUGAGAAAUAACGAGGGCGAAGUGACGAGCGAGUUUAUUUGAAGCUUUUUUAUGGAUGUUUCUAUCAUGGCGAGCGUGGCUCCCGUUCGGUUUUUAGGGCCUAUUCGUGCGCUGGAUGUUCGAGGCCCACGCAACCUGUCGUCCACAUCUUUUGUUCGUAGAACUUCCAAAACUUCUCUUCUGUUUUUCAUUCACCACAAUAGGUUCCCCUCUUUGCAUUCUCAGUCUCCCAACUGGCGACGGGGACAGACUUGCAUUGUGUCACUGAAGAAUAUUGAGGAAGGUGAAGUUCCUUCUCUACGCGACAAAUGGAAGAAAUCAACCCCAACUCCUAAACCCAAAGACAAAUUCACCUAUCCUGUCCGGGGGAAGAGUUCCGAACCAGAAUUUCCUUGGAGAAAAGCAAUAGAAGACGAGCCUUCAAAUGACGGGACCAAUUACUCUCAAAAACGCAGAUAUGGGAAUAGUGCCCUAGAUAGGCAGUCUGAUGCUGAGUUUUCACCGGAUUUCAAUAAAAAUGUUUUUGGGAGAGGGGAUGCGCAGAUGCGACACUCAAACUCUAGGUACCAGAAACCAGGCUCUUUUGCCUCCAAUAGGCGAGGAGACGAAACAGGUAGAGCAGGGGGUAAUUACCCAAUGAAAAAAAAUGAAUCUUCGAAGCCAACCACUUCUAGGUAUCCUAAACAUGAUUCGGGGCGGAACAUGCAUAGGGCACCAUGGGAGUCCGGAGCAGCUCAAGGAAAAUUUCGAGACAGGAGUUUGUCACCGUCAAUGAACAGGAGUUUGAAUGAAAGAGAUGUUGACGAAAAGGAAGAGUUCGACUUUGAAGAUUCCAGAUCGAGCGCAGAAACCUACUCGGGCGGAGGUCGAAAAUCUGCUAUGGCUCGAAUCGUGGAAAAAUUGCGUGCAAUUGGUAACGAUCAGUCUGCAAUUUCGGCGGGCUCCAACAAAAGUUUGCCUGUCCCUGCGACUUCGGUCUUUCUGCCAAGACCUGGUCAGGCUGCACAGUCUGGGUUAAAUGGAAGAUGGAGCAACUCCGAUCAUCCAGUACCAAAGCAGGCUUCUGAUGAUCUUGGGCAGCUUACGCUAGAUGCAAAAUUUCCUUGGGACAAGAAUACACAUGAAGAAGUCAAUGAAGAAGAAGGACAGGUUGCCAAGAAACAGAGAGUCAGAUCUCCCUCCAUGGCCGAGCUCACAAUACCAGAUUUUGAGUUGAAAAGGUUGCGUACACUUGGGCUGCAGUUGCAGGGACGGCUGAAGAUUGGUCGAUUAGGAGUGACUCCCGGAAUUGUGGAGGCAAUCCAUGAAAGGUGGCGCACUUGUGAGAUCGCUAAAGUGAAAUGUGAUGCUCCCCUAUCAAUGAAUAUGAAGAAAGCACACGAGGAUCUUGAGCGAUUGACUGGCGGGUUGGUCAUAUGGCGUUCAGGCAGUGCCGCAGUAGUUUAUCGUGGGAAGGACUAUGUCCACCCAUCUGUGCGGGAGAGAGAGGAAAGAGAGGAAAGGGAAAGGAGGAAAUUAUUAUCUCUUAAUCUGGACGAGGAUGAAGAAAGGGAAGAACAAAUAGACUCCACGUCUACUGGUAAUGAAGAGAAAGAGAAGCCGUCAAACAAAGUUGUGACACUUCAUAGCACAGAAGAGCAGUCAGUGGAUGAAGCACCACUGGAUUCAGUGUCUGUAGAGAGGGAAGCAUAUUUGAAGAAGCAGGAGAAUGAUCUGAGGAUGGUGGAAGAAAUUCUUGAUGGACUAGGGCCACGGUAUGCCGACUGGACUGGGAGGAGACCAGUGCCAGUGGAUGGGGAUCUUUUGCUAAGUUCAGAUUUUGAAUUCAAGCGUCCCUUCAGGCUACUGCCCUAUGGAGUAAAACCCAAACUUAACAAUUUUGAAUUGACAGAACUACGUCAUCUGGCACGACCUAUUCCUCCUCAUAUUGUACUCGGUAAAAAUAGAGGACUUGAUGGAGUUGCUGCAGCUAUUGUGAAAUUGUGGGAGAGGAGCGAAAUUGUGAAGAUAGGUGUGAAGAGGGGGGUCCAAAAUACAAGCAACGAGCGAAUGGCUGAAGAGCUGAAGAGGCUGACUGGAGGAACCUUAUUAUCUAGAGAUAAGGAGUUCAUCGUGUUUCAUCGUGGCAAAGACUUUUUACCCCCAGCAGUUCAAGCGGCACUUGAAGAGAGGGAUCAAAUGGCUAAAGCAUUGCAGGAGGAGGAAGAAAGGUUUCGUAUGGGGGGCCGGAGUAGACCAGUGCAAGUCGUCGAAGAAACCAGCAAAGUGGGGACAUUGGAAGAGGCCCUGGAAACAAGAGCUAAGUGGGAAGCCUGGCUGGAUAGUGAUGAAGCUCGCAAAGAAAGAAUAGCAGCACGGAAGAGGAAAAGAGCUCAGGCCACUGACAGGAUACGGUCAAAGUUGAACUUGGCACUUAAAAAGAUGGAAAGAGCACAGUUAGAGCUAAACAAGGUUGAAGCAAAAACGACUCCUGCUAAUGUUACCCUGGAUAAGGAGCAUCUUUCAGAUGGAGAGAGAUACAUGUACAGAAAGCUUGGGUUGAAAAUGAAGGCCUUUCUUCUAUUGGGUAGGAGGGGAGUAUUCAGCGGCACUGUUGAGAAUAUGCACCUUCACUGGAAAUAUAGGGAACUUGUAAAAAUUCUUGUGAAGACAUCACUGCCUGAGGCUGAACGAAUAGCGAAAAUACUUGAGAAUGAGAGUGGAGGAAUUUUGGUUGAUAUUAUCACUACUUCUAAGGGACAAGCCAUUGUGAUGUACCGAGGCAAGAAUUACCAGCGUCCAUCUGAACUUAGACCGAGGCAUCUUCUCACAAAAAGACAAGCUUUGAAACGAUCUCUCGAGAUGCAGCGGAUGGAGUCCUUGGAGAAGCAUAUCCGGGUACUAAAGAAGGAGAUUGAGACAAUGCAGGCAGGCUUGAGCAAAAUGGAGGAGGAAGAUGAUUCGGAAAGUGACAACGGCUCACGAAGCAAACUUGAAGACCUUGACGACGCAGACUUUGCAUUUGACGGAUUUGAGUAUGACGGCGAAUUUUCACGAGUGAAGGAAAAGAGUGGCUCCUAUUUCCGGGCUGAACCUCUUACACGUAAACAAAGGCAUUUUUUGCGGCAACAAAUUCCACUAAUGAUGGGGAAAGCUGCUAAUUUCAACAUUGGAAAGGAGACUGUGUAUGAAGACUUAGCCAAGUCUAUUUGUGCGUUUCUUGAAAAGAAUCCUUUUGUAAAAAUUGGUGUGAAGGGAAGACCAAAGGGUACCUCGGUGGCUUCAGUUGUGGAACAAAUUGAGGAAUCUACUGGGGCUGUUUUACUCGAUACAGAACCAAGCAAACUUAUAUUUUAUCGUGGGUGGCCUCCUGGUGAAGGACGGCCGGACUUGGCAGCUUCCAGGCAAGAAGACGAAGAAGAAGAUGAAGACACUUUGACAUCAGACGGUCGAAGUGCUACGAGUAGUGUAAGCGAAUUAGAGAUUAAGAAAGAUGAUGUUGAGGAUGAUGACGAUGAGGAUGACUUUGGCAUUGAUAAUUGGACUGAAGAGGAUUAUGAUGAGGACGACAAUGAAGAUGGAGAACAGGAGGAAAGUUUGGGACAUGAGGAAGGCAUGGAGGGCAGAUGGUUCAGCUUUUCCGGUGAGGAAUCUGAUUACACUGAUUCGGAUGGUGAUGAUCUGAUAGCUUCUAGUAAGAGGGGCAAUGCGGCAGAGCAAGACACUACAGACUCAGAAGAGGGAGUAGGGAGGCUACUGUCUCACGAAGUAACAUAGCAUAUAUUCAAGUUGUUAAAUUUAAUCCAGAAGCUGAUUCGCCAAAGCUUGAAGGGUGAAGUUCAUCAAAACUGCCUGAGGACGGGAAACAAAUUGGUUGUUUCUCGCGCAAUUUUGUUUAGCUUAGUGCAAUAUGUAGUGCCUGAAAUGGUGCAUAGUUGCUUUAGAGAACCUUUUUUAGGUAGAAAUUUUCGUAACAUUUCGUAGCAUCUGGGAAAGUGGCUUUUUGCCGUAUUAUGUUAUUUAGAUGAAGGGUUCAUAUUUUACUGUAUAUGCGCAAUACUAGGUAAGAAAUGGACAGGUGCUAAUUCCUGCCACCUUGCCAUUGAUGGUAGAAUGGUAGGAGGUAAUCUCUUACCUAGCUACUAAUGGCAUGGACAUAGUACUCAACAGAAUAUACGGACUCUGGAGACCAAGUCACUGCAGGGUACGGAGUGAAACUCAGUUUCGAUGUCAUUCUUUUAUAAAGAUCACCACCGCUGCUUCAGUUUUUCUUUGUU